This is a messenger RNA of Desarmillaria tabescens, 3173 nucleotides long. RefSeq lists its product as uncharacterized. Gene Ontology annotation, biological process: copper ion import; iron ion transport; intracellular iron ion homeostasis. The record is from RefSeq and is a predicted model, not a curated record. Gene Ontology annotation, cellular component: plasma membrane. Lineage: Eukaryota; Fungi; Basidiomycota; Agaricomycetes; Agaricales; Physalacriaceae. The transcript is spliced from 4 exons. Gene Ontology annotation, molecular function: ferric-chelate reductase activity. The coding region runs from base 163 to 2991 and encodes 942 amino acids.
CAUGACCGUACUGCCGCUGCCAGUUUCCUUUCUUUUCCAAGUCUAACUCUUUGCCAGUCAAUCGCAGCUGUCGUCGUCGUUUCUCACCCUCCGCAGCUCCGGUGCUACGCUUCAUAUUUUAAAUAUCCAGAGCCCAUCCCAGUCGGGGCACCUCUCGCCACCAUGUCCUCGUCAUUGCAGGCCGUAGAUCCCAAUCCGACCACGCCUGUGUACACCAAUGAUGUCCAGUGGAUCACGGCGUACCUUGUGAUACACAUGAUGAGUGACAACUCGCGCCGGUACGCCUAUAUAUUCUGGUUUUGCGUCGCGGUAGUUUUCCUUCUUUUUACCCUUCUCUACCUUACACGGUUCCGUGGCGGCACGUUGGGCGCUUACUGGGCUAAGUGGGCAAUACGAAGACGGACCUGGAGAGGAAAGAUUGCCCGCAAACGGAACCAGUAUCCUAUAUCCUUACCGCCGAACGGCCAGCUGCUGUGCCUUGCCCUACUCCCAAUCGUUGCAAUCCUGCUCUGUUUUGCCGGCCCGGACUAUAUCAAUCCUGCCGACGGUCUCUUUGACGUCACCAAUCCAGGAUUAUCAACUCGUUCCUACGAUGUCUCCCAGUUUACCCGUUGGCAGCCACAGUAUACUAUAUACAAGGCUUGGUGGACAGCCGGCGGUAGGGCAGGGAUCAUUGCUUUCUGCCUUCUCCCGCUCUGUGUCCUGUUUGCCCUCAAGGCCCCACCUUUCGCCAUCUUCGCCCUUCCAUUCACGACUCAGAUACACUUUGACAAGCUAUCCUGGCUCCACCGGUGGUCCGGCAGGCUCAUAUACAUCAUAACCAUUCUUCAUGUCGUGUUUUGGAGCAUCCAAUUAUUGAGAGACACCCGCAGCUUAACCGGCAAAGAGGCGUAUGUGUAUGCCUGGCAGUACGAAAAGUUUUUAUAUGGGUGGGCGGCCUUUAUUCUUAUGACACUCCUCGUAGUUCUCUCGAUUCAUCCAAUACGGAAGCAUCACUACGAGACCUUCUACAUCGGCCAUAUCGCUUUCGUGCCGCUUACUUUGGUAUUUUCUGCCCUCCAUCAUCCUCCGGUGGCCAUGUGGUGUUGGAUUGCCUUAGCCAUCUGGAUCGCAGAGCGUGUAUGGCGUGGCACUUGGUGGUUUUAUACGAACGGCCUCUUUGGUAGAGAUACCACCUCGGCACCAGCAACCGUCGUAACCUCACCAGCACACAAGGCGGUGGACUCUGAAAGCCAAAUGCUGCGUCCGUCUGCAUACCCAUCCCCAGAGUCUUACUCAGGAUACCCUCCGCCAGCACCAUCACCCUAUCUUUCCGACCAAUACUCUCGUCUUUCGCUAAUGGAACCCACCAGCGCGUUGCGGUACUCUCCACCCCCAGGUUAUGCGCAUGUUGAGCUUCUGUCCGGAGCCACAGUGCGUCUAACAUACAUAUCUCCAGGAUUUCUCUCCUGGGCUCCAGGCCAACACUUCUUGAUCAACGUCCCUUCCGUUUCACGCCUUGUCAGUCAUCCUUUCACUGUUGCAUCUAUAUGCGAUGAGCAGGCCCCUUCAAAUUCGGGUCGCGCCAUCGUUCUUCUCGUUAGAUCUAAAGCUGGGUGGACGAGAGAUUUAUGGGAUUAUACCCUUAAGCUGCUGAGCCAGGGUCAGAACCACCCACCGGGUGAAAACCCCCCGAAUGGAACGGUUAUGCCAAAGAAUGGUGUUCUUAUGCGAAUGUUUAUAGACGGACCCUUUGGGAGCGCCGUACGUGCUCGUUGGGAGGAUAACGCCACUGUUGUCAUCUUCGUUGCUGGAUCUGGUGUCAGCUUCGGCUUAUCAAUACUUGAGUAUGUCUGCCUUUGCUUGGCUGGUCGGGAUGGUAAACAUCUUGGCGGGCGAGCUGGUGGGUGGGGGCGGAAAGGUUUCGCCACCAGACGGGUAAGAUUUGUGUGGCUCAUCCGAGAAUACGGACAUAUUCAAUGGUGUGCGUCGAUCCUUCGUCGGUGUAUGUCCAUGAUUCCUUCUCCCGGUCUCGAUGUGGACAUUUUCGUGACUAAUUUCCAACCCCAAAUUCGUCGACAACCGUCGCGGCCGAAAAUUGAACUCGAUUCGGAACUCAUACCCCCUGCGCCUCAUUUCAACCGCCGGCCCGCCUCGCCUGCCGAAUCCGAAAGCGAAGGCGAGGACGUCGAUCUCAGCUACUAUGUCGGGGAGUUUGGUGAUGAAGGCGACGUAGGUGAUAUGUCUGUGAGACGACGCGAGGAUUACACGCUCGACCUGACUAACUUCGAUGGUGAUAACGAGACGGCACUUCCUGGAGAAGCUCAACUUAAUCGGCGUGUGCGGAAAGUCGGGAAGGACCGACGGGCACAUACGCGGAAGUUCUCUCACGCGAUUCACAUGAAGGAGAAACUCGAUGAAUUUGCUCGUCUCCAGCGGCAGUCAAUACAUUCUACCGAUGGAUUGCUUACCCAUGAGAACAAGCCUACUCACAAAAGAAACGUGUCGUCAGAAUCGACAGUCGAAGGAGACCUGGCGAGCUCGAAGCCAUUGUCUUCGGAGGACUAUAAUCGUCGCCAUUCAUACCUUUCCGCUGAUUCUCACGUCCAUGCCUCUUCUCCACUCCGCCCGCCAACACCUACUCUUAGCCCCCUUUCCCCCUCUUCUAACGAAACCGAAACGAUUAUGUCAUUGAGUGCAGACACCCUGGAAACGCCCACUAGAGAGGGAGAUGUAGAUACCUAUGGUCAAAGACUACACUUGAACGAACCGGAGAUGCGCGAUAUGGCUGUUGUAGCUGAGCAUGCCCGCCCGGGUAAACCUAGAAUAGACCGGAUUCUGAAAGAUGAAGUUGAACGGUCUAAUGGGUCUGUAAUUGUUGCUUGCUGUGGACCCACCUCUUUCGGUGCGAUGGUGCGUAAAGCCAUUUCCCAUCAGAUCAAUCCUGCCCGGGUGCGGAAGGGAGAUAGACGAGGUUACAUUGACCUCGUUUCGGAGGAGUUUGCAUAUUAAUUCGGAUUUUCCUUAUACCUUUACUUUACAUGGACGGACAAGUGUCGCAUCUUCGUACAUUUUCUUGCAUCGCAUCAGCUAUCGUGGACUACAAUCACUCUCCUUUACGCACAACCUUGUAUCCAAUCUAUUUUACCAUGUAAUCUACAGCACAAUAGCCCCUAUUUUGCCGCUUUUGGUAA